GGUCCAAUCCGGAACGCAGGGAGUCCCGGGCUGCUGCUCCCACUCGGACUAGUUUACCGUGCAUCUCAGCACGGCAGCGAUGGCAGCGAUCAGGACGGCCCUGAAUGGACGCUUUCUUCAGCCUCUCUCCCUGUCAUGUGGGUCGUUGCGGUUCAUCAGCUCCUCCUUCAAGGCUGCAGAUCUUACCAUAGAGAGGAACCCUGCACUGAAGCCAAAGCCAGACCCCUCAACCCUUGUGUUCGGCAAGCAGUUUUCAGACCACAUGCUGACAGUCAGCUGGUCUGAAGCAAGAGGAUGGCAGGCACCUCAGAUCAAGCCCUUCCAGAAUCUGUCCCUUCACCCUGCUUCCUCAGCCCUGCAUUACUCCAUAGAGCUAUUUGAGGGCAUGAAGGCUUUCCGGGGAGUAGAUAACCGUAUCCGUCUCUUCAGGCCUAUGCUGAAUAUGGAGCGCAUGUACCGGAGCACAGAGAGGAGCUGUCUGCCUUUGUUUGAUAAGGGCGAACUGAUAAAGUGUAUCAAUAAACUGGUUGAGAUCGACCGAGAAUGGGUUCCUUACUCCACAGACGCCAGCCUGUACAUCAGACCAACGUUUAUAGGAACUGAAGUAAGCUUCUCUGUGUCUCGAGCAGGUCAUGCUUUGCUCUUCGUCAUCAUUGGGCCUGUUGGACCUUAUUUUGCAACUGGAGGCUUUAGUCCGGUGUCAUUGCUGGCAGAUCCUCGAUAUGUCCGGGCCUGGAGGGGUGGCGUUGGAGAAUACAAGAUGGGAGGUAACUACGGGCCGACAAUUGCUGUUCAGAGUGAGGCGGCCAAGCAGAAGUGCCAGCAGGUCCUUUGGCUGUACGGAGAGAAUGAGGAGAUCACGGAGGUUGGAACCAUGAAUCUCUUCAUCUACUGGACCACAGAGAACGGAGAGAAAGAACUGGUCACCCCUCCACUGGAUGGCAUCAUUCUUCCAGGAGUCACCAGGCAGUCGCUGCUGGACCUUGCUAGAGAAUGGGGGGACUUCAAAGUGACAGAGCGCAGGGUUUUAAUGAAGGAGCUGAUAGACGCUUUAGAUGACGGACGGAUUCUGGAGGUGUUCGGUUCGGGCACUGCAUGCGUGGUGUGUCCAGUUGGCAGUCUGCUCUACAGAGGACAGACUUACCAAAUUCCCACAAUGAAGAACGGACCGGACCUUGCCAAGAGAUUCCAUAAGGAGCUCACUGACAUCCAGUAUGGACGCACUCAGAGGGACUGGGCACCGGUGAUCAUCUAACUGAUCUGACGCAGGUGUCAUGUCUAAAACCUCUCAUCUCAGGUGUUAUUCUACAGUAACAACCUUUCUAAACAGAAAACCACCUAUUAAAUGUAUGCAGUCUUUCCAAAUAUCCUUACAUGCUUGCUUGGAUAUCCAUAUGGCACAAUUUGUAGCACUAGAGAUCGUCCUUAAACCUAAGCUCAAGCGUCAUAAGCCAUAAGCAACUAUAGGCAACAAGCAAAUAUUUUCUCCUUGCAAUAGUUACUGAUCCAAUUUUCUUUUUUUUAUCAACCCAUCAUCUUUUGCUGUCUCCUAAAAUGUUAUUUUCCGACAACUUCAACUUCGACUUCUGAGAAGGUUCAGACUUCAGCAUGUAAUCAUUUUAAUGUAAAUGUUCAUUCACUGAGCUGCUUGUUUGUUUGUGUAACAGGAGAACAGACGUCACAAUUUUCUUCCUUACUAGCAAGAGGACAGAGCUAUUAAUUUUGCAUCAAUUUAAACAGUUGUUUUUUUUUUUAAAGACACUAAAUUGGUCUUUUUAAGUCCAAAUUUGUAAAGAAAGUGUAAAUGAUUGUAUAUGUCUGUUUAGAGAAGGACAACGACAAUGUGUUAUCGCCAGAUUUAGAUGAUUUAAAACCAUGAGCUGAACUUAUGCACGCACAAAGGGCUUCAGGACGGCCCAGACAUAGCAGCUCUUGAGACCACUAGAAAAGUCUUGAUGUGAUAAUCGUAGGUGAUCAUUACUAGGCUCUGUGUGUGUUAUCUAUAUGAUAUCCAGAACAACAAUGUGACCUGUAUGUACAUGUGUUUGUGAAAUAUAUGAUGUUCACUGAACAUGUAGAAUGUAUCGGUUUUAACUUAUUUCUGGUGUUGUUUUAAUGGUUAGAAUACCUAUCGUUCAUUGUGAAACCCCCCUUUUUUCUUCAUUUUAAACUUGUAUUUUAAUCCAUGCACUCCACAUCUCUUGUGUCGAAGUGCCUGAUGGAGUUGGCUGUUACUUUCUCUUUGUUGGCUGUAUCUUUCACAUUUUUACUGUGCUGAGGGGCUGCUGCUGCACUAAUGAUUGGUUUGUUUUGUUUGAAGGGUUUUUCGAGAGUAGAUGUCUUUACUUUUUCUGUUACUGUAUUUUUACAAAUAAAUUCCAUUUGCUUCCAAA
Messenger RNA from Sinocyclocheilus rhinocerous, 2393 nucleotides. Its product is annotated as branched-chain-amino-acid aminotransferase, cytosolic-like. The transcript is spliced from 11 exons. Gene Ontology annotation, biological process: L-valine biosynthetic process; L-leucine biosynthetic process. The record is from RefSeq and is a predicted model, not a curated record. Gene Ontology annotation, cellular component: mitochondrion. The coding region runs from base 80 to 1255 and encodes 391 amino acids. Lineage: Eukaryota; Metazoa; Chordata; Actinopteri; Cypriniformes; Cyprinidae. Gene Ontology annotation, molecular function: branched-chain-amino-acid:2-oxoglutarate transaminase activity.